Messenger RNA from Chara braunii, 2202 nucleotides. Lineage: Eukaryota; Viridiplantae; Streptophyta; Charophyceae; Charales; Characeae. The record is from the annotation of a GenBank genome assembly.
GGAUCGAGCCCUGGGAUCUGCAUAAGCUACUGCGAACUGGUGAAUACCGUUUCAGUUGCAGGUCGCUGGCGAGAAGUCCAGCUACGGCGCCCAGAGCAAGGGGACAUUUGGGAAUGCAUUGUCUGCAAUCAAGUAUUGGUUCGAACACAGGUUCGGGGGGGAGGCAACCACAACUAAAACAAUCAAUGUUAGUCGAGGCAGACAACAAGCCAGGGGUCUGGUACAUAAACUCAGCACAAUACAGAGGUUGGAUCUUCGACGAUAAUCUGGAGAUGCCAAGAUGGAUAUGGGUCCUAAGCGAUACACCCACGCUGAAGCCAGACAUCUACCCACCUUACGACAGCCGCUGGAGACUAGCAGGGGCAAAGCGUAUGGAGGACAAAGAUGUGGGCUACAUCCACAAACCGAUGAUAGACAAGGACACAGUACUGGAUGACAAACAACGUUUGCAGACCAUGGCCAAACUGCAUAAGCUGGGGCAAGAAGCUGAAAUGGCCUUUUUAGAGAAUAAAAGAGCGAGGGAGGAGGCUGAGAAAUCAGCGGAGGUAGGCAAGGGGAGAGAGGAAGAAGAAGAAGUGGAAGGCAACAAAACCUCGAGUCAAAGUGAGGGACUGCGCGGAGAGGGGACAGGAGAGACAAGGAUCAGCAAGACAAGAGAGGAGGGGGAUUCACAGGGGGCAGUCAAAAGGAAGAUGAGUGACAGAGAAACUUCUACGGGGGGUAUUGCGAGCCACGACACAAAAAGAUCUCAUACGGGCAAGAGGGAAGAGGAAGCUUCAAUGUCGCAAGGCCAAGUCCAUGGAUCAGGCACGAGAGAAGAGGGGCAAGGGAAGGCCAAGGCACAAAGUGAGGGCAUGGAAAUAACUCCAUCGGAGGCAGAGGAUUCAUCAUCUUCUUCUUCAGACCAACAUACACGGCCAGGUUCACCAUCAGCAGGUAACAGCUCAUCAGGCAGAGCACGGAUGGACAGCGGGGAAAACGUAAUGGCAGAUCCACCGAAUGGCUCAAAAGGAGAUAUGGAUAGCGGGGAAGAUGUUAGAAUGUCACAGGACUCRGGAGAGGACUCAGGAGAAGACACAGGAGARGACACUGAAGRGGAGGAAUGGGAGGAUGCGGMGGAGGAGGAGGAACCGGAGGAGGAACCGGAAACGCUAGCCCAGUGGAUCAGAACGGUACACAAGCUGAAGUGGGAAAGACACGUCGAAUGUGAAGUACGUCUGGCGCAUCAUAAGCAUCUACGCAACCUGAAGCAGGCUACUUCAGCUGGGGAUGAUAUUACCUCAACAAACAGAUUUGAAUGGUUGAGGAAAGAGCAGGAGGUCAAUGAGUUCUACGCAUCACAGUAUGCUUGGAAGGCCCACCCAAACAGCAACGACAUUUUGAUACACAACGGGAACUACGCCAAGCACUUUAUAUGGCCCAAAACGUACCAACCUCAGGGGUUGAAAAGGUCAGAGCAAAAAAGGAAAGCGCAGCAGGAAUCAGAAAGCCCAGCUCAAGGGAUGGAGGAGAAGGAGCAGAUCGAGGAGGAGAUGAGACAAGCAGCGAUCCUAGAGGCACAAAUCAACGUCCUCAAGGACCAAAACAGGGAAUUGGAGGAGGAUACCAUCAAUCUGCUAAAAAUAGCCUACUCUCCACAAGCUGACAUAAAUGCAGCAGCCAAGCUCUUCGCAAGGCACAAUCCGGGGAGGAGAGUCAUCAUACCAUACCGCUGGAACAACGGCAACUCGGACUGGGAGGUGGCCAUACACAAGACAUUGGCUCUGAUCUCUACAAAGGAUAGUCACUGCUCGCAAGAAAGGCUCAAGGAUCAGAUCUCAGGAGAUCUCCCGGACAGAGCUCAAGUGGUAGGGAGUUUGUCCCAAAAUUGGGAGGAGUGGGAGGACACGGCAGGUGGUAAGCAAACAGUUGACUACAGGCCUAUUCUACUCAGAAUGCAAGAGAAGGCAAAGCUGGCGGAGGGAUUAAUAUGGAUGCCUUGGCAGGUGGUGGAGGCAAUACCAUAUGGACUAUUGGGGGGCACAGAGGCAGCGGAAUGGGUGGCUAGGGGAGCAGCGAUCCUAUCCAAGGCAGAUGUUUUCUCAGGGACGCCAGAGGGCAUGGACACGUUGUUAGCAGCCGUGGCGACUGAUUGGGAGUGGCCACAAGAGGGCUCAUGAAGAAAUGCUCAUUAACGGACCAUAAUCAAGGACUAUUAUAAAA